Messenger RNA from Plectropomus leopardus (leopard coralgrouper), 3793 nucleotides. It is a transcript of the gene slc15a4, whose product is annotated as solute carrier family 15 member 4. The record is from RefSeq and is a predicted model, not a curated record. Gene Ontology annotation, molecular function: transmembrane transporter activity. Gene Ontology annotation, biological process: oligopeptide transport; transmembrane transport. Lineage: Eukaryota; Metazoa; Chordata; Actinopteri; Perciformes; Serranidae. Gene Ontology annotation, cellular component: membrane.
UUGUUGACUGUGUGCUGUGUGUCACGCGAUAGUACUGUGACACUGUUUUUUUUUUGUUGACUUCCAGUUCUCCUUUGACAAAGUGUUGAUUUAGGACGUGACAAAGUUAAACAUUUGAGCGGUAAUAAUACCUAGGUUAAUGGAGAUAGUUGAAGACUACUGGGACGUGCUUCAAUAGUUAAAGGUUUGAACUCAUACUAAUCAAGAAGAACCUAAGCCAUUAAGUUGGUCGAAAAUGGCUAACAACAGGGAUGCCAGUGAGAGCACCCCUCUAUUGGACUCAGGCUCUGUGAGCAGACCCAAACCACCCUCAGUUUUCCAGGGUAGAAGACUAGCAUGUGCAGCCAUCCUGCUGGCUGAGUCACUGGAAAGGAUUGCAUUCUACGGCAUCACAUCCAAUCUGGUCCUUUUUCUCAACAGUGACCCCUUUUACUGGCAGGGCACCCAGGCGAGUCAGGCGCCUCUGAUGUUCAUGGGAGUCACUUACCUGAUUUCUCCAUUUGGAGGCUGGCUGGCGGAUGCAUACCUUGGGAAAUUCUGGACAAUUGCUUCAAGUUUGAUCCUAUAUUUUCUUGGCAUGCUAUUUUUCCCUUUCAUUUCUAAUGAUAACACCAGGAUACAGCUAUGUGGUCCAGAGGGAGCGUUCCCUGUGCAACCUGCUGAGUGUCUGAACACAACCAAUGGCGUUACCAUUCCACCAAAUGUAACCUGCCCCAUUCGCUCCGCAUAUUGUGGCCCAGUAAUCUAUGGUGGACUUUUUUUAGUCGCUUUGGGCGUAGGUACUGUGAAGUCCAACAUCACACCCUUUGGGGCAGAUCAGGUCAAAGACAGAGGGCCAGAGGCCACACGCAGAUUCUUCAACUGGUUCUACUGGUGCAUCAACUUAGGAGCCAUCUUGUCCCUUGGAGGUGUGGCCUACAUCCAGCAAAACUUCAGCUUUGAGCUCGGCUACAUCAUCCCCACCGUGUGCCUCGGGGUUUCCUUCCUGGUCUUUCUCCUGGGCCGUACCGUCUUCAUCACCAAGCCUGCUGAUGGCAGUGCUUUCACAGAUAUGUUCAAAAUCCUGGGCUUUGCCUGCUGUUCAAAGAAACCAAAGGAGCCCAACCUUCUGCGCAACAAACCAACACUACUAGACAGUGCCAAAGUGACCUAUGGAGGAAAAUAUCCAGAAGAGAAAGUAGAAGAAGUGAAAGCCCUGGUGAAAAUCCUCCCAGUUUUCUUCGCCCUAAUCCCAUACUGGACUGUGUACUUCCAGAUGCAGACAACGUACAUCCUACAGAGUCUUCAUCUUAGGAUUCCUAAUAGUGCCUCGAAUGUAUCUGCUGACCCCCAACAGAUGACGUUCCGCUUCCCUGCCGCCUGGCUCACCAUGUUUGACGCAGUGCUCAUCCUCAUGCUGAUUCCCCUUAAGGACAAAGUGGUGGACCCCAUCCUGAAACGCCGCGGCCUGCUGCCCUCCUCUCUGAAGAGGAUCGCAGUGGGGAUGUUCUUUGUAAUGUGGUCGGCCGUGGCAGCGGGUAUUUUGGAGACCAAACGGCUGGAGAUUGUCAAAUCAAAUGGUACCAUUGACCAGGUGCUUGGCAAAGUUACAUACUACGCUGCAGAUUUACCCAUAUGGUGGCAAGUGCCUCAGUAUGUGCUGAUAGGAAUCAGCGAAAUCUUUGCCAGCAUUGCAGGUCUGGAGUUUGCAUAUUCUGCAGCCCCGAGGUCCAUGCAGAGUGCCAUCAUGGGGCUCUUCUUUUUCUUCUCUGGGAUUGGCUCUUUCGUGGGCUACGGUUUGCUGGCUAUUGUCUCUCUCAAGGAGAUUGGCUGGAUGUCAUCUCACAAAGACUUUGGUAACAUCAAUGACUGCUCUCUGCACUACUACUUUUUCCUCCUGGCAGGGAUCCAGGGCAUCACCUUGCUGGUCUUCCUCAUUGUCUCUUUCAAGUAUGACAAGCAGAGGGGCAAAGCUGGAAGCCAAAGGCAGAGGCACACCUCCUCUUGACCUACACAAACGUCCCCAUAUCCUCCUCACCGUACCUGCCUUUUCCAGUCUCAUCGCUCAGUGCCCAAAGACCCUGUGGAAGAGGUAUCUACUAAUCAAAUUCUGUAAAAUAUUGGUUUACUUCUUUCGGUCACAGAUUAUCUUGUCAUAUUUAUGUUUAUUUUAGCUUUUAAGUGGCGACUCUUUAUCCUGUUUUUAUAAUGGUUUUACAUAACUGGAUGAUUGCACAGGUGCCUCAGAAAGUAUAGAGAUGAAUUCAGAAGCCAUGUUUGAUUCAUUUCUACUCUACUCCUUUACUCCUGUGUGUUUACUCCCGUUGCCUUUCUUUGAUCAUUUGCACUUGAACUGAGGAGUGGUGCCAUAAAACAACAACAACAAAAAAAAAAAAAAAUAACUAGAUAUUUUUGAAUCAUGAAAAAUGCUCAGUUGUUUUUAUAGUUAGAUUACUACCUUUUGUUUUCUGACAAAAGUCUUAUUUUUGCUAACCAUUUUACUGGCACAGGUACAAUUACAUUAGUAUUUAAAUUCAGUGAUUUCUUGACUUCCAUCUGUAGUCUGAAAUUAAAUAUACUUGAGCAUUAUUUCUUGAUCAUGUUUCCCAAGAGAGCUUCAUAAACCUAUGCAGUCAUAUAAUUGUGAUCACAUUAAAUGGGGAUUUUGUUUUAACUCUGAGCGUAAUUUUAUGUUAAAGUGGUGCAGACUCGCAGAAGUCAUUGCAGAGACAGAAUAGGGCUUUUGUUUGAGGAGAAUCCAAAGGAAAUCACUAUUUGUCUAAUCUAUUAUUCAAAUCUAAUAUUGAGAGAAAAAAAUCCCCCACAUUUGUUACCACCGCCUGUGAUUACAUACUGUAAAUCCAAAUAAAUCCAUCCACAUAAAUCCACUAUAAAUCCUCAAACAGAACCCUACAUGAAUAAUGAUCUUAACUCCUCAUGCUAAAAAAAACUCCAUGACUCCAACGAAGCUUCAACGCAGUUUUUUAAUUUCUGGUCAAGCUGCAAAACCGCAUGACAAACAACUAAUUAGAAAUGAACCUUAAGCUAAGCAGGCAACUUUGAGCGUAGCUCUUAAAAUAUCCCCUGCAUUAACACUUGGAUCAUGAUUAAAAAAGGAGUGCAGACUUGAUAUAUAAAAAAAUAAAGAAUGUAACCUAUUCACAUUGACAUCUUCUUUCUAUUUGGAGCAAAAUACAGCACAGCUUUCACAGUAUUUGUUGUCAGCGACGUUUUACAGUGUUAUCGUGGCUUUGCAGCUUUGCCAGAAAAUCUUAAAAAAGAAGCUUCUGUUUUGUUGUAUUUAUUAGACUGUGAAGCAUUUGUUUUAGCUUUAUACUGUUAAGAAAGGUGUGUGUGUGUGUGUGUGUGUGUGUGUUUCUUCAGCUCUCAGAAUAGGUACAGCACAAGGCACUGAAUUUUAUUAAAACCAGAAAACUCUCAGGGCUCGAGGUAUAGUGCCGAGUGGCAUAACUCUCCAGGAAAUGUAAAAAAACUGCCUUUGGGAGCCUAGAACAGUGUUUACCCUGUGGUAUAAAUAAAGUUACAUUUGUAACAGCACAUAAAAAGCAUGAAGAGUAACUCACUGAUGGUAUGUGAUCCUUGUUAGAGUGAUUUUAGUUUGUGUUUAAUCGGUCGGAUAAAUGGCUGUUCCUUGUUUUAUUGCAUAUUUUAUAUAUACUUGCAUAGUCAGUUCAGUCCUCAUCAAAAAGAUUUAUUGUGUUCAUUUUGGAAUUAUAUUCUGUUUUAAUAAUGCUGCAGAACUGGAAUAUUGUUUUGUGGUUAUAUUUGUUGCCAUUAAAGUUUAUUAAAUUGA